AUGGUAUGGUUGCCUUCACCAACGGGAUGCUUCACGGUUAAGUCGGCAUGGGAGGUGCUUCGGCAAAGGAAGCAUCGGUCUCUUGUUGACUCCCUACUUUGGCCUUCGGUUUUGCCGGCAAAAAUGUCUUUCUUGGCUUGGAGAUUGGUGCGUAAUUUCCUCCCUCUGGAUAUGACGUUGCGUUGUCGGGGUUUGGCUUUGCCCUCUCGGUGCGGGUGUUGCUACCAGGCGGAGGAGGCUCUUUUGCAUGUUUUCUUGACUGGCCCGGUUGCAUCGGAAGUGUGGCGGAGAGUGUCUGGCCGUUUUGGUUUUCAUUUGCGUAAUUGCUCGAGUAUGGCGUCGGUAUUUGUCUCUUGGCACUUUACUUCAGUUUCCUCUGCGAAGGAUCACAUUCGGCUUGGAAGGGCAGGUAAGUUUCGUCGGGCGCACUUUACAGGGGAUGCGGAUUGCGAGUUGCUAAGAUCCAUUAAGGUCUCUCCGCGGAGGGGAAUCCCUUGUGCGGUUGCCUGGGAGAAACCUCCGCUGGGGCUGCUUAAGCUCAACUCGGACGCCAGCGUGAAUUGUGGUAGGGCCUCGGGUGGUGGUCUGUUACGCGAUAGUCAUGGAAAAUUGAUUUUUGCUUUUUACAAAGAAUUUGGAGAUCAGGCUGUGUUGGAGGCAGAAAGUAUGGCUUUGCUGUGUGGUUUGCAGUUGUGUCAUCAACGGGGGCUUUGUCCGUCAUUAGUCGAGGUGGAUUCCAAAACGUUGGUGCAGCUGGUUGGCUCGGGGGUAAUAGCUAAGUGGCCAUUAUGUAAUACAUUGAGGAAAGUUAGAGAUUUAUUGCAAGGUUUUUCGGCUUCAUUCUCACAUAUUUUCCGCGAGGCCAAUUCUUCUGCGGAUAGGCUAGCAGCUAUAGGGGCUGGAGGCACCCGGGUGUAUGAUCAGUUUCAGCAACUACCGGCAUUAGUUCGGGCUUCGAUUAUUCUUGACGUGCGUGGAGUGCCGGGGGUUCGUUGGGUAAUUGAUGAGGUUUAG
Coffea arabica (coffee) is the source of this 1014-nucleotide messenger RNA. NCBI's taxonomy places the organism in Eukaryota, Viridiplantae, Streptophyta, Magnoliopsida, Gentianales, Rubiaceae. The record is from RefSeq and is a predicted model, not a curated record.